AUGUCGAGAUACCCCACCCGAUCCAUAGCAAGCGCUGGCAGCGAGUCCAUUCGGAGUAUACAGCGAACCCCUCCCGCCCGGGGAGACUGCUCCGCCAACCCUACAUCGUACAAGGCAGACGACGACACGGCGCUGCCGUCAAUGGAAUUCCACUCCCAUCACUCACAGCCCUCUAUUGCCCACCGCCGAACCGGGAGCACCUUGAAGACGGUCAUGCGCAAGAUCUUCAAUCGCAAAAGACAAAGCCAGGCCGAUGAACUGGAGGAGCACCCAUACGAAUCUACUUUUGCGGUGCCGCCCAUGCCACCGGUGCGGAGAGGUGGACAACCGAAAGGGAAAUCACCGUCGGCUGUUCCGCCGCCCUUGAAUUUGAAUUCACACCGCAGUCCACUCUCGGCGGAAAACCUCCAGAUCGCAGAUAAUCAUUUGUCUCCGCUGUCCCCUCUCUCCUCUGCAACACUUCGUGAUUCAGUUCCCGGUAGCAUGCCACGCCGAAGGCGGGCAACGCUUCCCAGUGUGGUCUUCUCAGAUGAUGACUCUCGGUUUGCCGUCGCGUCGGCAGUAUCUGAUCCGCAAGAGGAUAGGGGUUACAUGCCAGAGCGAAGACACAGCUUGCUCUCGCACCGCUUAUCAAGGAGCGCGGAUGGAUUGCGCGAAAUGACAAAUAACCUCCCAGAGACUCUGAGCUCUUGGAAACCCACACCAUCCGCCCCGGCGCGGCCAGCCUCGGUUGUUUCGCAGUCCCCGCCAUUAGAUGAAAGUUCUAAUAGUGAGCAGUCGAGGAGGCGGUCGUCGGGGACAACAGUAACGAGUGUGACGCGAAUGUCCGCCGCACCAUCUUUGGAAGUCGAGCAGCCUACAGAACAACCCAGCCUUCCAUCAAAUGUCGCAAAUCUAGUUAACACAAUGCACCAAGAUGACGGCGUCACUCUGGAACAACGGUUGACCACGCUCGAAGUGAAACUCAUCGACCUGGAAUUCGCCAUUGCGCGAAUGCAAACCAACGGGCCCGAGCCCACCGAGAAGCUAUCCCGCCCACGACAUCCGCCUUCAGCAGAAUCUUACCCCCCUCGCAGCAAACCAACUGCAUUCCUAUCCACCAGCGACCGCGACGAUUCCCCAAGCCCUCUCCCGACCAUACCCGCCCGCCCUUCCAGCACGAGCACAAUCCGCGCAGACACAAUGAACACGCGCACCCUUCGCCCCGUCCCAUCAGCCACAUCCCUGUCCGACUACCACGGCGUCUCAAUCGAGCAGUAUAGCACGCUAGUCACGCUCCUGCGCCGCGAACAAACAGCCCGCAGAAACUUAGAAACACAGGUCGGCGGUCUGCGCAAUGACAUCCGCGACCUGCAGCGUGCAGCACUCGAGUCCAUGCAGUCGGGCAUGGGAAUGGGCAUGAUGCAGCCUGCGAAUAUGGAAUCGCGGCAGUUCCUUCGCUUCCGUCGCGCGCUAGAUGACUCUAACAGUUCUCCCCCGUUGCGGUCGGAUGAUAAACACACAGGUAUUGCGGACAGCGACUCCGAUUGGGAUCGGUCGGAUAUAUACUCCCGUGAUGAUCCAUUCGGUCCUCCAAAGUGGGAGCGUCAGCGGGUAGUGACCGCUCCUAUGAUUUGA
Messenger RNA from Penicillium roqueforti, 1617 nucleotides. RefSeq lists its product as uncharacterized. The record is from RefSeq and is a predicted model, not a curated record. The coding region runs from base 1 to 1617 and encodes 538 amino acids. The transcript has a single exon. Lineage: Eukaryota; Fungi; Ascomycota; Eurotiomycetes; Eurotiales; Aspergillaceae.